Messenger RNA from Pyrenophora tritici-repentis Pt-1C-BFP, 1503 nucleotides. Its product is annotated as GlcD, FAD/FMN-containing dehydrogenase. Gene Ontology annotation, molecular function: FAD binding. The record is from RefSeq and is a predicted model, not a curated record. Lineage: Eukaryota; Fungi; Ascomycota; Dothideomycetes; Pleosporales; Pleosporaceae.
AUGGCGAAUUAUAUUCUACCCCUCAUAGCAGCCGUAGCACUCACCCCCUUCACCCAAGCAGACUACUGCUGUACAGCUCUCUCCCUAAGCUCCCUCUCCCCCCACAUCCUCUACCCAAACAGCACCGCCUACACCGCCCGAGAAGCCACCUACUUCGACAUAAAACAACAACUCCUCACCCCCUCCUGCAUCCUGCAGCCCAAAACCGCGCAACAAGUCUCCCUAGCCAUCAAAACCCUCACAACAGCAAGUCGCCUCAAAUCCUGUCCCUUCGCCAUCCGCAGCGCAGGCCACACGCCCUACGCCGGCGCCUCGAAUAUUCAAGAUGGUGUGACAAUCGACCUGAAAUACCUCAGCGACGUCAUCUAUGACACCGCCUCCCGCGUCGUUAGUAUCGGGCCCGCGGCCAACUGGGGUGAUGUAUUCAAAACUCUGGAGCCGUAUGGUGUCAUGACAACAGGUGGACGCGCAUCCUCCGUCGGCGUAGGCGGUUUGGUGCUAGGGGGCGGUAUAUCGUAUUUCUCGCCCGAGCACGGGCUCGUUUGCGACAACGUGGUUGAGUUUGAAGUUGUGCUUUCCGACGGUUCCAUUGUCGUGGCGAACAAAACCGUUGACGCUGACCUCUUCACCGUAUUGAGAGGCGGAAACAACAAUUUCGGUAUCGUGACGGGGAUUAAAAUGAGCACGUUUCCCUACCAGGGCCUGUGGGGUGGACUAGUCUUGUACCCCGGUGAGAAGGAAAAGGUUCAACAACAUUUUGAAGCGCUGGUCAGGUUCUCGGAAAACAUGGGAAAUGAACCAAAGGGCGCGGUUAUUGUGAUGCCGGUUUAUAUGAAUGCGGUUGGGAAAGAGCAGGUGCUUAAUGCGUAUGAUUAUGCGGAGCCGGUACCGAGACCGGAGAUUUACAGCGAAUUUCUUGCGAUUCAGGGAAAUGUUUCUGAUACGACGGGGAUUAGAAAUAUGUCGUCGCUGGCGGGCGAGCUGGGGGCUUCGACUACGCAUAGGAUCUAUUUUGGAACAUUGACUUUUGCCAAUGACAUAAGAGUCAUAACCAAAGCCCAUGAGAUCUUCUUGGACGUGCUGUCCAGUCUCAAGGCCAAGGCGGCGGGUGAUUGGUCCAUUUAUACGCUUUUCCAACCCCUUCCUCCCGCGUACUGGAAAGAUACCGCGGCAAAGGGUGGUAAUGUCCUGGGUUUAGAGCGCUUUGGCAAACAGGCACUGUGUCUGUACCAGCCCUAUCUCAUGUGGCAAGGAGCGGUCCAAGAUGCGCUCUUUCAAGCUGCCGGUGCCGAGCUUGUCAGAAGAAUCAGAGAGUAUGCUGAGAGUCUCGAAGCUGCUAACCCGUAUCUUUACCUGAACUACGCGGAUAUAACGCAGGACCCGCUCGCAAGUUACGGUGCUGAGGCUGUGGAGAAGAUGAGAGCUGCAGCGAAAAAGUAUGAUCCCUCGGGCGUUUUCCAGGAACUCGUUCCAGGUGGCUUCAAAAUCUCUCAUGUACAGUAG